GUCAAAAGGCGGAAAUGACUUCAAACAUGGUUUUUCACAUCGGGUUCUAUGUAAAUCAAUGAGCUUCCUAAUGUUAAGAAAACACCGGGCGUUUUUAGGUUUAAAGUGAAUUUAUUGGAUCUCCUUCUUCCAGGACCUAAACAAUGAGUACACAAUAUAGCAUUCUGUUCAAGCAAGAACAUGCACACGAUGAUGCCAUCUGGACAGCAGCGUGGGGAAAAAGUGAAGCGGACGGCUCCGAGACCAUCAUCACCGGUUCUCUUGAUGAUAUGGUGAAGGUGUGGAAAUGGUCGGAUGAGAAGCUGGAGCUGCAGUGGACUCUGGAGGGCCACCAGCUGGGUGUGGUCUCGGUGGACAUCAGUCGUAACGGAGCCAUCGCCGCCUCCAGCUCCCUCGAUGCACACAUCCGCCUCUGGGACCUGGAGUCGGGAAAACAGAUCAAGUCCAUGGACGCAGGACCGGUUGAUGCGUGGUCGGUCGCCUUCUCACCGGACUCCAAACACAUCGCCACAGGAAGCCAUCACGGUAAAGUCAACAUCUUCGGUGUGGAAAGUGGGAAGAAGGAAUACUCCCUGGACACGCGAGCAAAAUUCAUCCUGAGCAUAGCUUAUAGUCCUGAUGGGAAGUAUCUGGCCAGCGGAGCUAUCGAUGGAAUCAUCAACAUCUUCGACAUCGCCACCGGGAAGCUGCUCCACACACUCGAAGGUCACGCCAUGCCCAUCAGAUCCCUCACCUUCUCUCCAGACUCCCAGCUGCUGGUCACAGCCUCCGACGACGGCUACAUCAAAAUAUACGACGUGCAACACGCCAACCUGGCCGGCACGCUGAGCGGACACGGAUCCUGGGUUCUUAAUGUCGCCUUCUCCCCCAACGACACCCACUUCGUCUCCAGCUCAUCUGACAAAAGUGUGAAGGUUUGGGACGCCAGCUCCAGAACUUGCAUCAACACUUUCUUCGACCAUCAGGACCAGGUGUGGAGCGUAAAGUACAACAGCAACGGCUCCAAGAUCGUCUCUGCUGGCGACGACCGCGCCAUCCACAUCUACGACUGCCCGUCGUGAUGAAAAGCGGCGUGCACGAGGACCACAUGCCCGCAGAGGUCCACUCAAACUUAUGUAAAUGUUUUUUUGUUUUUGUUUUUUUUGCA
Messenger RNA from Nematolebias whitei (Rio pearlfish), 1147 nucleotides. RefSeq names its product WD repeat domain 61 (gene skic8). Gene Ontology annotation, molecular function: protein binding. Gene Ontology annotation, cellular component: Cdc73/Paf1 complex. NCBI's taxonomy places the organism in Eukaryota, Metazoa, Chordata, Actinopteri, Cyprinodontiformes, Rivulidae. The transcript is spliced from 11 exons. The record is from RefSeq and is a predicted model, not a curated record. Bases 144 to 1061 code for a protein of 305 amino acids.